UUUAAAUUACCCCUCGGCCCUUUUGGCAGUUCAAAAUAUUCGUCUAACCUUACGAACAAACUUGUGACAAUUUAAAUAUUUUUUAAAAAUAAUGGAAUACGAUAAAAAGAUAAUUGAAUUAGCUCUAAGUCUUUAUAAAAUAGAUGCCGUAAAGUUUGGCGAGUUUAUGACAAAAAGCGGCAUUAAUACUCCAAUAUACUUUGAUCUUCGAGUAAUUGUAAGCUAUCCUGAAGUUAUGGAAUUAAUCACCUCACUACUAUAUGAAUAUGCAAUAGUGGAUAGUCAAUUUGACCAUGUUUGUGGAGUGCCUUAUACUGCCUUACCAAUUGCUACUUUGCUCAGCGUUAAAGUUAAAAAAUCAAUGUUGAUGCGUCGCAAGGAAGCCAAGUCCUAUGGUACAAAGAAACUAAUAGAAGGACACUACAAAGUAGGUGAAAAAUGCCUAAUAAUUGAGGAUGUAGUUACAUCAGGUUCUAGUGUUAUGGAGACUGUUAAUGACAUAAGGAAAGAAGGCCUUAAGGCAGAAGAAGCAAUUAUUAUUUUAGAUAGAGAGCAAGGUGGAAGGCAAAACUUAGAAGCAAAUGAUGUUAAAAUGAAAGCCUUGCUAACAAUGUCAAAGUUGAUAGAAAUACUUGUUGAAAAUAACAAAAUAAAUAAGGCAACAGCCAAUGAUGUACACAAUUACUUACAAAAUGUUAAAGCUCCUACUACAGUUCCAAAAAUUAAUAGAAUGUCUAUAGCUUAUGAAAAGCGAGCAGAAUUGUCAAAAAAUGCUAUUGCAAAGCAGCUGUUUAAUAUAAUGGCGGUUAAGAAGACAAACCUAUGUAUAUCUGUUGACCUUACAUCAUCAACUCAAAUUUUAGAACUGCUUGAGAAAGUUGGGAAACAUGUUUGUUUAGUAAAAACACAUGUAGACAUAAUAGAAGACUUUAGUAGCAAUUUUAUUACAUCUUUAAAGGAAUUGGCCAACAAGUAUAACUUUUUGAUUUUGGAGGAUAGGAAGUAUGCAGAUAUAGGAAACACUGUUGCAUUGCAGUACACCGGAGGACUGUACAACAUAACUAAUUGGGCCGACUGUGUUACCUGCCAUUCAUUGCCUGGUGAAGGAAUAUUAAAGGCUCUUAACAGUAAAUCAAAUUCAGAUAAAGGAGUAUUUUUGCUUGCCGAAAUGAGUUGUGAGGGCAAUCUUAUUACACCACAGUAUACCAAUGAAACGGUAAAGAUGGCAGAAAAGUAUCCAGAUCUGAUCACAGGAUUUGUCUGUCAGCAUAAAGACACUUUUAAAGAUCCUGGGGUCAUCCAGUUAACACCUGGAGUCCAGCUUCAAAGUUCUAAAGAUGACCUGGGACAAGUGUAUAACACUCCAGAAAAGGUAGUAUUAGAAAAUGGUGGUGAUGUCAUAGUCGUUGGUAGGGGAAUUGUUUCAGCCAAAAAUCCAGAAACAGAAGCUAUAUUAUACAAGGAUACUCUAUGGAAAUGUUACAUUAAGAGAAUAUCUGGUAAAGUUGAAUAAUCUUUCCCCUUUAUUAACAAGUUGCAGUCAAACACAUCCUAGCAUUUCCAGAUUAACUUGCAAACUGAUUACUGAAGUCCAUAUACAUGAAUUUAUGGUCUUUAUUAAAAUAUGUUUGUUUACAUGUAUGUAGAGCAAAUGUUGAAGAGGAAAGGGCUGAAUUUUUAAUUUUUUUCAAUUAUAAAAAUGUUUAUUAUAUAAUUAAGUUUUAUUCUGUGUUCUUAUACUACAAGAGCUUAAUGUAUGUUGAAAUAUGAUAAUGUGACAAAAAGUGCUGAGAAGCAAACACAUUUGCCUUAGAUACAAUAAGUUCUGUCAACAUGGCAAGUGAGACAGUACACAUAAAGUUUUUUCACAUAAGUGUCUUACCUUUUUAUAUUGUAUUGAGUGAAAUAUUAAUGUUAUAUUAUAGGGUUCAUUUUGUAAUUCAAUAAGUAUGAAUAUUGUUACAUUCUAAAGAAGUAUAUUUAUAUAUUUUAUUAUAUGUUAAUGUUGAAACUAUACAUGUCCAUAUCUAUUUAAAGUAUAUAAUUAAUAUUUUGAAUACAACAAAUUAGACAUAACGAACAGUUCCUAUUAAGACAGUUACGUAACAAGUGACUAUUACGAUCAUUCCAUGUAAUAAAAAGCUUUUAUUAUGUUUACCUUCUUAAACUUUUGUAGAACUAUUUUUGGUAUAAAUAUAUUUUCUAACUAAA
Messenger RNA from Pieris rapae (cabbage white), 2211 nucleotides. It is a transcript of the gene r-l, whose product is annotated as uridine 5'-monophosphate synthase. The transcript is spliced from 4 exons. The record is from RefSeq and is a predicted model, not a curated record. NCBI's taxonomy places the organism in Eukaryota, Metazoa, Arthropoda, Insecta, Lepidoptera, Pieridae. Gene Ontology annotation, molecular function: orotidine-5'-phosphate decarboxylase activity; orotate phosphoribosyltransferase activity. The coding region runs from base 92 to 1513 and encodes 473 amino acids. Gene Ontology annotation, biological process: 'de novo' pyrimidine nucleobase biosynthetic process; 'de novo' UMP biosynthetic process.